Messenger RNA from Mugil cephalus (flathead mullet), 1791 nucleotides. RefSeq names its product fibronectin type III and SPRY domain containing 1-like (gene fsd1l). The transcript is spliced from 13 exons. NCBI's taxonomy places the organism in Eukaryota, Metazoa, Chordata, Actinopteri, Mugiliformes, Mugilidae. Bases 106 to 1569 code for a protein of 487 amino acids. Gene Ontology annotation, molecular function: protein binding. The record is from RefSeq and is a predicted model, not a curated record.
GUUGCCGCCUGGGAGGAGGAGCAGGCGACAGGGCGGCCAUCUUGGCUCAGACGUCAUGACGUCAGUCCGGGUCCGUCCUCCUCCGUGGUCGCGCUGUUUCUGGUCAUGGACGCUCAGAAGGAAGCUCUGCGCAGGAUCAUCAGCACGUUAGCCAAUAAGAACGAAGAGCUUCAACACUUCCUGGAAACUGUCAACAACACUAUGACAGGCCUGCAGGAGGAGUCCUGUAAGGUGAUGUCAGAGCUGGAGGUGGAGCUUGAGCAACUUAAUGCUGCCCUUGAAGAGAAGGGGGCGGAGCUUCGUGGCAUGAUUGAAGCAGAGCAGCGGAGGAAGGAGGCGGAGCUUCAGAAGCAGCAGUCAGAGGGAAACUUUGCUCUUGUGUCAUGUGAGGAGCUGCUUGAAUUCGCUAACCAAACGCUGAGCAUCACCAACGAAGAAGAAUUCCUCAUGGCUGCAAAACAAAUCAAAGAACGGGUAACGAUGGCGCCUGCGUUCCGGCUGACAACUCGCCCGGUGGCGUCUGAGAAUAUGUCGCAGUUUACGGUCGACUUCAGCACGGAGAGGGCGGGGCUUCAGCGGCUUCACUUCCUGCCAGUUCCCAGAGCUCCUGAGAUCGACGUCUCCCGCUGCUGCGUCCGUGACAACGCCGUCACCGUCUCCUGGCGUCCGCCGGCCGAGGACGAGAGCAGCGUCUCCAACCAACGCUACGAACUCCAGUACCAGAAAAACAACCAGGACGUCUGGAUGAGAACCACAGGGGCAUGCUGGGAAAAAAUCUGUGACAUCACCCAGACACAGGCCACCAUCACAGGUCUAAAGUUUGAUUCGCGGUUCGUGGUCGUUCGAGUGCGAGCGAGGAACAAAGCGGCGGCCGGAGAGUUCUCGGAGCCUGUCGCCAUGGAAACGCCAGCGUUUAACUUCGGGCUGGAGGCGGCGACGGCUCACGCUGAGCUGAAGGUGGACGGACUCACGGUCACAUGGGAACCACAGGUCAAAGGUCACGAGGCUCGACUCAAAGGGAAGGACCCCAGGGCCAGUCGUAGCUCCACCCCUUCACCCAAUAAGACGUCGACUCCUCGAGGAGCAAGAGACCGAUUCUCAGGAGACUCCUACACAGUCCUGGGUGACCAGGAGAUGACCAGUGGCGUUCACUACUGGGAGCUCCGCCCCCUGGCAGAUUGGAAGUCAUUCAGCGUGGGCGUGGCCUAUCGAGGCAGCCUGGGCCGCUUUGACCAAUUAGGGAAGAGCCCGGGUUCGUGGUGUCUCUGUGCCAGCCAAUGGCUGCAGAGCUCCCUCUCAGCCAAACACAACAACCGCGUCAAGACGCUGGACUGGACGCUGCCUCAGCGCAUCGGAGUUUACUGCGACUACGACAACGGUGAUUUAUUUUUCAUCGACGUCGAUCGACUUCGUCUUCUUCACUCGUUCAAAACAAAGUUCAACCAGUCGCUGGUUCCUGCCUUCAUGGUGUGGUGUGGAGGUAUCACCAUAGCAACGGGUCUGCAGGUGCCGAGCAUCAUGGGAAACUUCCUGUCGACCAAUCAGAGCCCCAGCAGCCCUUCACAAUAAAAGCUGAAUCCACUGAGUUAAAUUAUUUAAUUAAUAGUUUAAUUAUAAUAUAUUAUUUUAUUUAUAGUUUAAUUAUAAUAUAUGGUGAUUUUAUUUAUAGUUUAAUUAUAAUAUAUGGUGAUUUUAAACCAUGGUCAGUUAAAAUCCUGUCCUGGAAACUGGGGCUUUUAUUUUGUCACGUUCUGUUUACAUCUACCAAUAAAAUCAUGUGGUGAUCACUCC